GUAAACAAGCGUAAAAAACACCUUGUCUUAUUCCUCGGAAAUGUUCAAUGUCCUGUAUUGUUCAAUUAACAUCGCUAAAACAGGAAUUUUCGAGAAACUGAUAUUCGUUACAACGUUCGAACGAAUUUUUUCUUGUGAUUUCAGGGCAAGUUAAAGUUUAUUUGAUGCCAGAGCGACGUUUUAUUCACGUGUAGCAUUAGUACCAUAGUUGAUUGAUCUCAUUGACUUAGUGACAUGAAUAUAGAUAUGUGACGUAAAAAAAUCUGUGUGAGAAGACAGAAAAUGACAACUCGGUAUUACCUUGAUUUAUAACCAUCGUGCGACAUUACCAAGACAUGGUCAGCGUAAAAAAAUGAAAAUAAAUCUGCGUAUUUGCGUUUCUACAGACGCGGUGUAGGGCUGGGGUUAAAUGCUGUACGAACAAGGAUUUUAUUUAUUUUUACACACCAAGCACCUUCCUGGUUUCAUUUAUUGUCAUAGUUUGUGCUUUUAUUGGGAAGUUAAUACUUACAAGUGCUACCAAAUCGAACUUUUCUGCCCUAGCAGAAGGAAAUGUUAUAAAUAGGACAUCAUACCCUGGAGCUGGAAGUAACCCAUGGCUGUAUUAGCGAUAUUCGGAGUGUUCGUUUCUUUCUGUGUUCUAUUUCAUAGUUGUAACGGUCAUGUUGACUGUCCGCAGAUUUGCAACACAAAUAUCUUUGCGUCCAUUUUGGAACUCCAGAAUCACACCUUCUGUGACUGGAGAAUUACACCCCUCAAUACAACAGUGUCCGUCAGCAUUAACAAGGAAGCAUGUGACCAAGGCGUCUAUUUGUCAAAUGACAAAAAGUUUGAAAACAUCGUCUGGAAUUCAACGAACUGCUCAAAAACUGACAAUACAACUGUUCUGACGGGAGAAACAAUCUACAUAAGAACAAAUACGACAUCGCCGCCCAAUUCAAUACUUGUCUCAAACUACGAAUGUGGUACAAGCUCUACAAACCUAACCGGAAGCUUCGUCGUUGGCUUACCGGAAGUUCAGGUUCUCUUAACACCACUCACAUGCAAAUAUACUAUAUCGUUACCAAAGUAUUACACAGUCGACCUAAGGAUAGACACUCUAUUGCUUCAGGAAGAGGACGUGUUAAUGUUACGGGACAUGCAUUCGGAAAUUCAGAAGAUGGUUGGAACAGCCAGGAAUAGGUCAUUGCGGGUGAUGAAUUCUUCAUACGCAGAGAUACUUUUCAAGCCUUGUGUUGGAUGUGGGCGUACGUCCCCUAGUAAAAUCAAAAUUUCUUGGUCAUACUGUGGGGGAGUGUUCGAAGAAAAUGACAACAUUACAGCAUCCAUCGGAGGAAGCGACACGGAAAUUAAUGUCAAUUGUUUAUUUUUACUGAAAUCCAGUGUCACCGAUUCGUUGGCAUUCCGUCUUGAAAACUACUCACAAUUUACAACAACAUGUCGGAAUGACUUUUUGCAGAUAUACGAUGGAGCACACGCGGAUGCCAAUCUCCUGAAUCAGUACUGUAAUACCUCCUCUAACGACCUGGUCUAUUCUUCAACCAAUCAGCUAGUGUUUAGACUCGCAUCAAAGUCUUUAAAACAACCAAUCAAUUUAUCAGGAAAAAUUCUACAAAGAAGAGAUUGCGGAAAGAAAGAUUACUUCCAUCAAGGGGAAAUAGUUAGUCCUAUUGACCCCCUUUCUGUGUCCUGUCGGUAUACAGUUACCACUCAAGAACAGAGUAGAAUAUGGCUUGUGUUUACAAAUGUUACGUUACCUUCAAGAACUAACGGACAUUGUUCUGACUAUCUUCAGGUAACCGAUACCAUUAGUGGAAAGGCACAUCGGUACUGUGGUGCCAACAUUCCAACACAACAGCUGAUGUCCGGAAACAAAGUUCUCAUUUCGUUUUACACCAAUGGAAACUCGGAUCACAUGAAUUCUAGAUUUCGAAUUCAGUUUACAGAAUGUGGGGGUCUGCUUUCGGGGUUCUCGGGGACAAUCGCUAGUUUGUGGGACACUCCAGAUUUAAUUUCUGAGGAGAGAUGUGCCUGGGAAAUCAAUACUCCUGGUGGAAAAACCCUGUAUCUUAGAACGAAUGAAAACUUUGCCCAUCCUUGCAACGAUUCUAUAAAGUUGAAAGAUACAACAGGAAAUGAUACAGAAAAACUUUGUAGUAACACGUCAGACGUUGUACGGUUGUCUGGGAGAUACUUUUUAGAGACCACUUCCAUUUUUCCAGCGUUGUCAUGGAUAGCGUGUGGUGCGGUCGAGAGCCACAAGAGAGGACAUUACUCUGUUGACCUUGAUAUCUACCGGGAUAUUAAUGAAAGUUGUCCACUGAUACUGGACGAUAGCAGUAUUGAAAGCUUUAUCAUAACAAUAGAGAUAAUGGAUACAAACUGUUCCGUCGACAUCCAGAUAAACAAUUUAAUGUAUAACUUAGAAGAGGGGAGCAUAUCGAAUUUGCAGUUUCAAACUCCUGUGUCGAUUGAAUUUCCCAAAUCGGCGUCUUGCAUCAGCAGCAGAGAAAAUAAUGCUAAAAUUUUCUGGGAAGCCUGUAACCAGACUUUCACCAAUCACAGCGGUACGUUUGCAUCCCCUGGCUACCCGGAUGAAUACUACAAAAACAUCUCGUGUGAUUACACUAUUGCAGCACCGCAUGGCCAUCAGAUAUUUCUUUCUUUUCUGGACUUUGAUGUUGGCAAAUCAAAUAAUGAAAAGAAAUGUGGUGGAGAUAGGGUUGAGAUUUUCGCUGAAGCUGACGUAGACAUCCAUUGUGGGAGAAAAGACAAUGACGAGUUGUUUCAAAUUCUGAGCGCUGGACAGGUGCUGAUCGUUCGAUUCGUGUCCACCGGAAAUCAGGAGCGGAAGUUUAAAGGAUUCCGAGUUUCUUAUGACGUUUUAAAAACCGUGCCACAUCUACCACCCACUGUGGAUCGCUCUAAGUCCGAUUUUCAUGAACUGAAGCAGGGUCUUCUGUCAUAUAGAACAACCCUUGCAACCACGGUGGCUAUGGGGAUCUGCAUUGGAGUGUUAAUCUUUAUUGUUAUAGCCCUCUCUGGAUUUCUUGUCCGGCAACGGAAACGCAAAGGUUAUCACAACCCAGUCCUCCCUCAAGCAUCUAACGCAUCGACUACUAACAUGAAUGGAAACGUAAGAAAGCAAGCCUAUAUAAAAAAGAAAGACUCUAAUAGUUUAUCAACACCUACUCUUAAGACAAGUCGGAUUUCGUCUGUCGCCAACGGACAGGAGAAACCAGACACGGAUAAAGCAGCCGACAAAACAGAGGACGGAGUGUAUAAUCAUCUACACGAACAAGCAACUAAACAAAAUCCUAAAUCGAAAAACGAUAAUUAUUCGGAUGUCAGUUUUGAAAAUAAAGAGUAUAGUAAAUGUGGGUAUAUUGAGAGAAACAGCGUCAUUAUAGGUGAUAACGAGUACGGCACUUCGAACACCCUUCCAAAGAAACCCCCUGGUGAGGUUGAUGGGGUUACAUCUAUGUAUGAGUUCACCAAAAUUUCAGACAUGUCUCCAGAUGUGAUCAGGACCGAAAAUGAAAACGAACGGGGUAUAAUUAGUGAUACUCGGAAACGUUCUACAGAAAAAGACAUCAUGGGUGAUGAACAAGACUCUAAAGCGCAAGUAGCGGAAAAAUCGCAGAGUUCGAGCCAAAGUACCGAAAACAGAAAGACAAAGAAAGAAAAGUGUUCUAAUGAGAAAACGGACAGCGAAGAUGUUGGAAGUUUAAAUAAAAGUAGUGAAAACAAAAAGACGAAGAAAAGAAAAGUUUCUAACGAGAAAACAGUCCCGGACAGUGUUUAUAGUAAUCUUGAUAGAAACAGUAAUGAGUAUGGAAAUUGGAAAGAAAUAAGUGAACACCUCAAACCGAAGGACUCCAAUUCUCAGGGAGAGGACAAAUUGUAUUCCAAUACUGAAACAAUUUACAGCAAUAAUCCGACGGAGGAGAUUUAUUCCAACACCAGCAGUAAUCUGUAAAUUACUGGACCUGCAUGUACAUGUAUUUUUCACUGCAUAGUGAUUACAAUUGUUUAAUAUACCAUGUACCAUUAACCAUGUAUUAUUGUGUUGCAAAGGACAGUCUGUUUCUCAAUUGACGUUUGUUAAGAACUACGUUCCUUUCAUUGAUAUAUUUGCAUGUUAUACAUGAAGUUAAAUCAUCAAUGUCAAGGAAUCUCAUAUAUCUAUAUUUGUAAUCAGAAUUUUGUUGUACAGUUAUAAGAUAUUUAGUAUAUAUUAAAGUAUACGAUGCAAAGUGUACAUGAACGAGAUAGUUAAAACUCUAUGUUGCUGUUUUUCUUUCGUCUCAUUGUUUUUUUUUAUAAUAAAGUAGAAAAAACA
This is a messenger RNA of Magallana angulata, 4342 nucleotides long. Its product is annotated as cubilin-like. The record is from RefSeq and is a predicted model, not a curated record. The coding region runs from base 596 to 3979 and encodes 1127 amino acids. The transcript is spliced from 18 exons. NCBI's taxonomy places the organism in Eukaryota, Metazoa, Mollusca, Bivalvia, Ostreida, Ostreidae.